AUGGCCGCGGCCGCGGCGGGUGGAGCCCCGCCGGCCCCCGGCGCCGCCGCCAGGGCCCCGCCGCCCGCCGGCCCCGGCCCCGGCCCCGCCGCCAGGGCCCCGCCGCAGGCGCUGCGGAGGCGCGGGGACUCGCGGCGACGCCAGGCCGCGCUCUUCUUCCUCAACAACAUCUCCCUGGACGGGCGGCCCCCGAGCCUGGGCCCGGGCGGCGAGAAGCCCCCGCCGCCGCCGCCGCCCGCCGAGGCCCGCGAGCCGCCCGCGCCGCCGCCGCCCCCGCCGCCCGCCGUGCUGCCCGCGCCCGCGGGCCGGCCGUCGGCGCCCCAGGGCCUGCUCAGCCCCGCGCCCGCGCCCCCCGCCGGCCUGGGCCUCGGCCUGGGCCUGGGCCUGGACGGGCAGCGCCAGAGAAGGAGAGUUGCCUCCCAGCGCUGCUCCCUUGAGUUUCUGGAAGAUGCAGUGGGAUGUGCCUCCGUCCAAAGAACCAAACACAUAUCUGGGUCCCCCAGACACAAAGGCCUGAAGAAGACUCACUUCAUCAAGAACAUGAGGCAGUAUGACACCAGGAAUAGCAGGAUUGUCCUGAUCUGUGCCAAGCGGUCCCUGUGUGCAGCCUUCUCGGUCCUGCCCUAUGGAGAAGGCCUGCGGGUCAGUGACCUGAGGGUGGACAGCCAGAAGCAGAGGCAUCCGUCUGGCGGCGUUUCCGUUCCUUCUGAGAUGGUCUUUGAGCUGGAAGGUGUUGAGCUGGGAGCAGAUGGAAAGGUUGUGUCUUAUGCCAAGUUCCUGUACCCCACCAAUGCCCUGGUCACACACAAGACUGAUGGCCAUGGCCUGCUGCCCCAGUCCCGGCCCAGCGUCCCCCGGGCUCUGCCUGGGUCAAGAUACAAACCUGCCCCUGCCAAGGCAGCAGCAGCCGGCCCGGAACUAGGGGCCGACGUGGGGGAUGCUCUGGAGUACAACCCCAACCUCCUGGACGACCCGCAGUGGCCCUGCGGCAAGCACAAGCGGGUCCUCAUCUUCGCGUCGUACAUGACCACGGUGAUAGAGUACGUGAAGCCCUCUGACCUCAAGAAGGACAUGAAUGAGACCUUCCGGGAGAAGUUCCCGCACAUCAAGCUGACGCUGAGCAAAAUUAGGAGUUUGAAACGGGAGAUGCGGAACCUCUCCGAGGAGUGCAGCCUGGAGCCUGUGACGGUGUCCAUGGCCUAUGUGUACUUUGAGAAGCUCGUCCUGCAGGGCAAGCUCAACAAGCAGAACCGCAAGCUGUGCGCGGGGGCGUGCGUGCUGCUCGCCGCCAAGAUCAGCAGCGACCUCCGCAAGAACGAAGUGAAGCAGCUCAUCGACAAGUUAGAAGAAAGGUUUCGCUUCAACAGACGGGAUCUCAUUGGCUUCGAGUUCACGGUGCUUGUGGCCUUGGAGCUCGCUCUCUAUCUCCCAGAAAACCAGGUGUUACCUCACUACAGACGCCUCACGCAGCAGUUCUAGCCGCAGCGGUCGCCGCUCAGGGGACGCGCUCCAAGCCACGGCGGCCCCGUGUGCGUUUGUGGGCCAGGGGGUAUCCCAGCCCCUGAAUGCGUGUCCCGGCCCCCUUGCUGCACCCGCCUAGUGAGGCUGCUGUGCAGCCCUCACACCCUCGCUCCCCUGGAGGGAUCCUGCUUUCAUUCCAGAAGGCACCAUGCCGCCACGGUAUUCUGAGAACCUUCCUGCAUUUCAUGAAGCAGCUGUGGGGUUUUGUUCCUGUUUCUUCCUUCUCACGUGCCUGAGCCUGCUGUGGCCAGAGGACCUGUGACUUGAAAGCGUGGGGGUGAGCCCUGACUGGCCUCUCUCCUGGCAUCACCUGGUUUGUGCAGCCUUGCAGCCACUGCACUGGCGCCACAGCAGGGACGGCUUCCAGAGCUCAGUGAACACACCGAGGCCACGGAAGUGGACGCACUGAAGGUUCACCUGGGCUGUUUCGGAUUUUGGAUGUGCAAACGCAGCGCUGUGGGGCACACCCCACCCCCAUGGCCUGGCUCCCUCCCAGCCCAGCAGAGCCCCUCCGGGUUUUCCACUCGACCCCACGUCCACAAGCAGAGCUCUGGCCUCAGGUUAAGCCAGCAAGGGCAGACUCAUGGUUGGUUUGAUGUCCAUUUUCACUCUCGGACCUCUGUUCUUCCAAGCAUCACGUCACUGUGAAGUCCGGGUGCACGAGUGUCGCACCCCACCGGCCUCGGCCCAGACACAAGCCCACCCCCGGGGGCCCAUGCUUGCCCGCUCACCAGGAAAAGUCUGCUUGCCUGUGACACUAGACCUUCAGGAUGACCACUGGCUCUUGGCUCUUGAUCUUCCUGAGCAAGUGUGAUGGGGGAAAACAGUGUAUUCAUUGUUGUUUAGGAUUUGGUCCUGUGAGUUGUUUUUAUUUUGAAGGAACAAAAAUUGGCUGAACGGGGUCUGCUGAAGUUGUGACUUGAAACCACACGUGAUCCUCAAGCGGGGAGACCACUCCACAGCCCCGCCCCUCAAAGGGUCAGCGUUGAUGCCUUUUUCUUCCUGGCAGGAGGUAGCAGCUGUCCUGCCCUGCAGCCAGUCCCACUGAGCAGACCCCAAGGAGCAGUCAUGGUCUUUUUGUGCAGCUCUGUGCCCGGUGUCAGCAGGCCCCUUCUCACCUCUCCCAGGUCUGUGUCCAGUUCUCCACUUGCGGCCCCAGCAGCAGCACUGGAGAACAGAGGACUGUUUUUUCCUUCAUGGGUCAGCUGGUCUCAAAAGUGACCAUGUUGGCUGGCCAUUACGCUGCUUCCCUACUGCUGUCCUUUAACCCAUCACUGGAGGGGCUGGGGAUAGCCCCAGCCCGUAGUCUGUCCGUGUGGACUGGUGCUUUGCAGGAAGGCCAGUUUUGCCCGUCACAGCCGUCGACCACCAGCACUCAGCCUGGGCCCCCUGGAGGCGUGCCACCUGCAGGCCUGCUCCCCGCACCCGCGUGCUGCUCCUUCUCCCUUGUCCACUUGCCCAGGCUGCGGGAGACUGCAGGAUGGAGGUCGAAGCCCAAGUCCACAUUCCUACCUUAUUUAUUGCAGUGCCUCCCCGUCCUCUCCAAGAUGGCCCUGACCCCACCUGCCCGCCGCCCCCCCGCCGUGGGAGGGGGCUGGAAGCUGCUAGCCCCGGGCAGCUUUCCUCUGGGAAGCACCCUGUCCUGCCAGCCCAGCAUCUCAAGGAUACCCCCAUCACAAGCCCUGUAAGGCACUGACUUCCAAAGUCUAUGUUCUGGUUUACAACUUAGCCUCGAAGGGCACAUCUCCGUGGGAAUUUCUAUAUACGGACGUUAGAAGAACGGCUGAUACGGUAAUUUAAGUUUGCAUAUUUAUGUGGUAAGAUUUAGUUGUUUACCAAACUCAUCUGUACCCUCCCCUCAGUGUGUCCUUUUUAACGCCAAGAGCUGCCACUGUGUGGUACUCAAGUCACUGCAGCAAAGCUAGUAUUUAAGGCAAACUUCAGCCUGACCCGGCAUCCUCUACAAGCCCAGAGCUCUGAGGUGUGUUCAAGGGUCUGGUGCCACUCUCUCAGCACCCAGUAGCUCUGGAUGUAAACGUGUGUUAAGCGACUAUCUGACCUUACCGUCCAGUCACGUGUCACCAAUGUGUUUGCAAAUGGUAACGGAUUUGUGCUUUGAAGUAAAAUGUGGUUUUGCAACAUA
Molecule: messenger RNA, 3664 nt
Organism: Equus caballus (horse)
Lineage: Eukaryota; Metazoa; Chordata; Mammalia; Perissodactyla; Equidae
Source: RefSeq, a predicted model, not a curated record